This is a messenger RNA of Gallus gallus (chicken), 1787 nucleotides long. It is a transcript of the gene EPHX2, whose product is annotated as epoxide hydrolase 2. The transcript has 19 exons. Lineage: Eukaryota; Metazoa; Chordata; Aves; Galliformes; Phasianidae. Gene Ontology annotation, molecular function: magnesium ion binding; lipid phosphatase activity. The coding region runs from base 39 to 1727 and encodes 562 amino acids. Gene Ontology annotation, biological process: phospholipid dephosphorylation; cholesterol homeostasis. Gene Ontology annotation, cellular component: peroxisome. The record is from RefSeq and is marked provisional.
GGAGGUCACCGGUUCGAGACCGGGCGGUGGCGGAGGUCAUGGCGCGGAGGUUUGCGUUGUUCGAUUUAGGCGGAGUGCUCUUCGGGCCCGGCCUGCAGCACUUUCUGGGCUCCUGCGAGCGGAGCUACGCCUUGCCCAGGAAUUUCUUGCGGGAUGUCCUGUUUGCAGGUGGCUCUGACAGCCCCCACGCCAAGGUGAUGCGGGGGCAGAUCACCCUGUCCCAGCUCUUCUUGGAGGUGGACGAGGGUUGCAGGCAGCACGCCUCCACUGCGGGCAUCACGUUACCAACCACCUUUUCCAUCGCCCAUGUGUUUGAGGAGAUGGCAGCCAAGGGCACCCUCAAUGCCCCACUGCUGCGGGCUGCCAGCAUGCUCCGGAGGAAUGGGUUUAAGACCUGUGUCUUCACCAACAACUGGGUAGAUGACAGCAUGGGGCGGCUCUUCACCUCCUCUCUGCUGACCGUGGUGCAGCGGCACUUCGACCUGCUCAUUGAAUCCUGCCGUGUGGGGCUGCACAAGCCGGACCCCCGCAUCUACACCUACGCCCUGGAGGUGCUGCAGGCACAGCCACAGGAGGUGAUCUUUCUGGAUGACAUUGGGGAGAACUUGAAGCCGGCCCGAGAGAUGGGCAUGGCCACCAUACUCGUCAGGGACACUGAUACCGUCCUGAAGGAGCUGCAGGAGCUGUCAGGCGUGCAGCUUCUCCAGCAAGAAGAACCAUUGCCGACCACCUGUGAUCCAGCCACCAUGAGCCAUGGAUACGUUCCCAUCCGGCCUGGUGUGCAGCUGCAUUUCGUGGAGAUGGGGCACGGCCCUGCUAUCUGCCUGUGCCAUGGCUUCCCCGAGUCCUGGCUCUCCUGGCGCUACCAGAUUCCUGCCCUGGCUGAUGCUGGCUUCCGUGUUAUUGCUUUGGAGAUGAAGGGCUAUGGCGAGUCCACAGCACCGCCAGAGAUAGAAGAAUAUUCCCAGGAGCAGAUCUGUAAGGACCUGACCAUUUUCCUGGACAAACUGGGCAUCCCACAAGCCGUGUUCAUCGGCCACGACUGGGGUGGUGCAGUGGUCUGGAACAUGGCCCUCUUCUACCCCGAGAGAGUGAGGGCCGUGGCCUCACUGAACACCCCAUACCGACCAGCAGACCCCACAGUGGACAUCGUGGAGACCAUGAAAAGCUUCCCUAUGUUUGAUUACCAGUUCUACUUCCAGGAGCCAGGCGUUGCAGAGGCUGAGCUGGAGAAGGACAUUGGCCGUACCCUGAAAGCCCUUAUCCGUUCCACCCGCCCAGAGGACCGCCUGCACUCGGUGCCCGGCCUGCUUGGUGUCCAGGAGCGAGGGGGGCUGCUGGUCGGCUUCCCAGAGGACAUUCCUGAGAGCCUCAUCCUGCACGGUGCUGAGCUGCAGUACUACAUCGAGCGCUUCCAGAGGUCUGGCUUCAGGGGUCCUCUGAAUUGGUACCGGAACAUGAGACCCAACUGGCGCUGGGCACUCUCAGCCAAGGACAGGAAGAUCCUCAUGCCGGCGCUGAUGGUGACAGCGGGGAAGGACGUGGUGUUGCUCCCCAGCAUGAGCAAGGGCAUGGAGGAGUGGAUCCCACAGCUCCGCCGGGGGCACCUGGAGGCGUGUGGCCAUUGGACACAGAUGGAGAGGCCAGCAGCCCUGAACAGGAUCCUGGUGGAGUGGUUGGAGGGGCUCCCCCCGGAUGGGGCCAUGCUGAGGGUAUCCCGGCUGUGAGCAUCCCUGCAGCUCCAUCCCAGGGCUGCCCUCGCCCUGGGGUUAUGCUGGGAGGGGGGA